CGAGCUGCUUGGCUCGUCUUGUUCGCCGCACGACUGUUUGUGAGUGUAUGAGUCGCCACUUGAGCACUUUACAUGACUGGAAAAAUUGAAGUAGAUGCUAAUUUACCGGCGUCGAGGCAGAAGACACGUUUCCCGUCCGAGGAAAGAGGUUGUUUUUAUUGCGGAAGGAGACAGAUUUUGGUUUUGCUGCCUUUUCUUCCAGCCAGCGGUAGAGAUCUCUGAUGCCGAGCUAACAAGCUAACUAGAACUGUUUUCACAGACAAGCUAGUGUAGAUAGCUUGCUAACAAGCUAGCGAACGUCGGCUUUAGAAAUGUAUUGUCUCGGUUUAUCUGUUGUAAUGCUGGAACCAGCUUUAGAGGCACCAUAUGAACAAACCGGCGUAAUAUCUCCUGCGGUAUUUUAAAUGUUUUAAAGCUCCUGUACUAGUUUGGUUUAUAAUCUCCAGUGAAACCUUAAGACAAUAGUUAACUGUCUGGGCAACAAGUCUAGCUCACAAUGCUGCUUUAACUCAAUAUGUUCUCGUAUUUCAUAUUGUCAGUUAAUAUCCGGAUAAGACAGAAACUGUAGCUCGUGGCAAAAUAACCCUUGAGGCUCCGCGAAGGUGGCGUUACACAAAGAAAAGUAAAGCGCGACUUAGGAUGUCCAGAUUUUAGUCCCUCGGGAGAGCUGUUGUCAUUUCAUCAGCAGCAUCACGACCGACGAGGAAGACGAGGUGGAUGGACAUUAAAAAUCGCCCACAUGCGUUGGAUCAGCUCCCGGACUUGUGAAAGGCAACUGAAGCGGGAGGAGGGAGACGAAAGCUCGCAGCCCUUGCAGCCCGGGGGAAGAUGGCGGAGCGCUCCCACAGGAGGUGGUGAGACCCAAACUUCGCAACUUGUCGGAUUCGCAGAGUCGCACCUUAUUUCUGAUCGCCGGACACAUGCAGGCCAAAAAACGAUACUUAAUCCUGUUCUCCGCCGGCGCUUGUCUCAUUCUGUUGUUGUGUUUCGGGGGCACACAAGUCCCGCUGUCCGGUCGGGGUCCCGGCCGGCGUGAUGACCGCAGCCUGGCCGGUUAUCACCCCGGGGCGCGGUGGCGGCGCCUCCAGGGACACCUACAGUCUUUCAGCACCUUUGAGGAGGAUCGGAGCGAUGACCUCGGCGAACACAUAUCUCCUAGGCAAAAGAGGGACACCAACUCAUUCCUGUACACUGGAAAACGAUGCAGAAUGGAGUCCUGCUUUGAUUUCUCUCUGUGUGAGAGGAACGGAUUUAAGGUUUACGUGUAUCCGCAGCAGAAAGGAGAAAAGAUCUCGGAGAGCUACCAAAACAUUCUGACCUCCAUCGAGGGCUCCAGGCUCUACACGCCAGACCCAGCACUGGCCUGCCUGUUUGUCCUGAGCUUGGACACUCUGGAUCGGGACCAGCUUUCACCUCAGUAUGUGCACAACCUGAAGGCGAAAAUCCAAAGCCUUCCUCUCUGGAACGAGGGCAAAAACCACAUAAUCUUCAAUUUAUAUUCCGGCACAUGGCCAGAUUACACAGAAGAUCUCGGCUUUGACAUUGGCUUUGCAAUGCUGGCCAAAGCCAGCAUAAGCACAGAAAACUUCAGGCCUGAAUUUGAUGUUUCUAUCCCCCUGUUUUCGAAGGAACACCCCAGGACAGGUGGAGAGAGGGGCUAUUUGAGGCAUAAUACGAUCCCCCCUUACAGGAAGUAUGUGCUUGUUUUUAAGGGCAAGAGAUACCUGACUGGAAUAGGGUCAGACACAAGGAAUGCUUUGUACCAUGUGCAUAACUCGCAGGACGUGGUCCUCCUCACCACCUGUAAGCAUGGGAAGGACUGGCAGAAGCACAAGGAUGCACGCUGUGAUAAGGACAACGCAGAGUACGACAAGUAUGACUACAGAGAGAUGCUCUACAACUCUACGUUCUGUCUGGUUCCUCGGGGUAGAAGGCUGGGCUCCUUUCGUUUCUUGGAGGCUCUGCAGGCAGCUUGUGUGCCAGUGAUGCUCAGCAACGGGUGGGAGCUUCCCUUCUCAGAAAUCAUCGACUGGAACACAGCAGCUGUGAUUGGGGAUGAAAGACUACUGUUGCAGAUCCCUUCGACAGUACGCUCCAUCCACCAGGAUAAGAUCCUGUCUCUGAGACAGCAGACGCAGCUCCUGUGGGAGGCUUACUUCAAUUCUGUGGAGAAGAUAGUGUUGACUACGCUGGAGAUCAUCCAAGACCGCGUUCUGGAGCACAACUCCAGAAGUAGCCUCAUGUGGAACAGCCUUCCUGGUGGGCUCUUCACUCUCCCUCACUACUCCACUCACCUGGGGGAUUUCCCCUUCUUCUACGCUACGCUGGGUAUCAAGCCGUACCCGAAGUUUACAGCAAUCAUUCAUGUGGUCACCCCACUGGUCUCCCAGUCCCAGCCAGUGAUGAAGCUGCUUGUAGCCGUUGCCAAAUCCCAGUACUGUGCUCAGGUGAUCGUUCUUUGGAACUGCGACAAGCCUCUUCCUGCCAAACACCGCUGGCCCUCCACCUCGGUCCCUUUUAUUGUCAUAGAAGGAGAAAGCAAGGUGAUAAGCAGCCGCUUCCUUCCCUACGACACCAUCCCCACAGACGCUGUCCUCAGUCUGGAUGAAGACACUGUGUUGUCCACCACAGAGGUGGACUUUGCCUUCACGGUGUGGCAGAGUUUCCCUGACCGCAUCGUUGGCUACCCGGCCCGCAGUCACUUCUGGGACAGCAGCAAGGAGCGCUGGGGCUACACCUCCAAGUGGACCAACGACUACUCCAUGGUGCUGACCGGGGCCGCCAUCUACCACAAAUAUUACCACUUCUUGUACACCUCCUACCUUCCAGACAGCCUGACGACAAUGGUUGACCAAAUGUCAAACUGCGAAGACAUUCUUAUGAAUUUCCUUGUGUCAGCCGUUACCAAGCUACCGCCCAUUAAGGUCACGCAAAAGAAACAAUACAAGGAAACCAUGAUGGGACAGAGCUCCAGAGCGUCCCGUUGGGCCGACCCGGACCAUUUCGCCCAGCGUCAGACCUGCAUGAACAAGUUUGCCAACUGGUUUGGCACCAUGCCUCUGGUCCACUCCCAGAUGAGGCUGGACCCGGUCCUCUUCAAAGACCAGGUGUCGAUACUGAGGAAGAAAUACAGAGAAAUCGAGAGGCUAUAACCCCCGCAGAGCCCCCCCAGCUCCCUGUGCUCUGCGGACACAACAGAUGAGGAGCGAUGGGUGGAGAGGUGGGGGGGCUGAUUUGAAGAAAAGAGCAGACGAUACGUUUAGAGUUGGUUCCAGGGAAACAGGAAGUGAGGAAACUGGAACCAACAUGAAGGACGCCACAUUUUUACCCCCGUCUUCUUUGUUGUCCUUCUCUGUCUCUCCUUUCAACUGCUGCUGUCUUGUGUUUGUCGUUCAGGCGACUGAACUCAUAACAUCACUAGCUACCUGAACAGGUAAAUUUGCUCACCUUUGGUCACAGAGUCUGAAAAUUACAGCUUGCUGCAUAAAAGUCCCCAACAUUAACAAACCCAGUGCAAGUGACACUGUGUGUCUGAACAUUAUGCACAUGUUUGUGAACAUUUUUUGCUUCAUAAUAACUAUGAAGAUAACACUAUUUCGGAUCAUGUUCAACUAUUUUUUUAUACAGUGUACAAAUGGCCAGCAUGACUUUCUCUUCUUUUUUUCCUCCUCUGUUGUCUUAAACAAGGAUGGGCAAAGAUCCUCCUCAGAGCCCUAAACCAGCUGAUGAUUGUUGAUCUGACAGUGCCUCAGCAUUUAUCAAAAGGUUUUGUGGAUCUGGGAAUCUGAAAGAUGGAAGACUGGGUGCAGAUUUUACACCAUGUCAGCCCUGCUGUCUUUUUUGUGUGUGUGUGUGUGUGUGUUGUCUCACUGUGAUGUUUUUUUCCAUAUUACUGAUAAUGUGUUGCAUUUUCCCGAGGAUCAAAACGGUUUUAUGAGAAUAUAUUUUACAUUUGCAGUCGAACAAACAAACAAAUGUCUGUAUGUGCCAUUCUGAACAAUCUCCCUCGCACAGAGCCAACAUGAACAACUAGGUAGCCCACAUGGGAAUAGAGAUGCCGCUAGAAUUGCAGAUUAUUAUUUUCCAUUCCUAAUGACUGAUCAGAACCUGGACUGUUUGCUUGAAUACAUGCUAGUCUGACAAAUGCAGAUGCUUCAUGUGUGGUGAAGGGAGACUCGGCUUGCCAACACGCCAGAAACCGGUCCAUCGAAACAAAAACCGCUAUGAAAUCUACAGAACUUUUUUUUUUCUUCCUUUUUUGGAUUUGGUGAAUGAGGGAUAUUUAUGUGUUGGCCCAAUUUCACCAGAACCAAGCACCUGACACAGAAGCAUGUCUACCAUAUUUUUGUGAGCAAAUAUGAAAUCUCUCGGUAGCUCUGAUUAAAAUCAAUGAAGAAUGUUUCAUGAUCGACCAGCUGCAUUCACGUCAGGCCUAAAUCGACCCUCGUUUGUUUUGGAUCUGCUGUCAAAUUGGGUUUUUUACACUUGCUGGUUUAUUAGGCUCUCUCACUUAGAAAUGCUCAAUUAACAAUCUAGAUCAGUGUUUUUUGUUAGUUUUUUUUUUUUUUGCUCUGACAUGUCAUAUCAAGUUAUCCUAAGAUCUUGUGAAGCUGUUUCAUGUCAAAGCCAGUAACUCCUUCCUCCAACUCAUCCUGUGAUGGCUUUCUAAAGAUGAAAGAAGAGACGGUUUUGAUGAGCUCAUUCUCCUCCCUUUAUGUGCCAAUGGAGCAUUUGUUUGUUUAUGUUUUCUCAUCUGCAGUGGGGAAUGCCACACGUUCCCUCCCUAAUCACGUGCGCUCUGACUAGAAUGCAAGUGAAAACGAAGUGAGUUUUUUUGUUUUUUAGCGCCGGAGCUCCACAGACGGAGUGGGUGCUUGGUGUCGCUCUCCACUUCUGAGAAUGUGUCAUCGGCGUGAAAGCUGGCCAACAAUCCCAGCUGAAUGAACAUCGUGCUGAAACAGAGUUCUGUUUUAGACAUGAACUUGGUGCAAUAUAAAGGAUGACGUUUUCUGUUUUUUUCUUUUCUUCUGUUUUUUAAUGUUUCAGAGGGACGAGGUUAUGUAUUGAUGUGCCUUCAGAGGAAAUACACUUAAGAUUUUUAUUUUCGUCAGUCUUGCACAAAAAUUCUGACCUUGUUAUUUUAAUGGCAGUUCUUGAAAAUGUUUUCUCUUUUUCUUUUGUUUGUUUUCUUUUUAAUCAAACCAUAAUGGCACCCCAAAUCAUUCAAAUGCUAAAACCCCUGAUUUACUGUUAGCUGUUUAUUAAUACCAUUUUCUGUUUUUUACUUUCCUGGGAUGUUUGACAGUCCCAGGAACUUACACCUGUCUCCGCUUCCUGCCUUGCGUCAGGCUGCGGGGUUCCAACCCUCCUCCUCAUAUUCGUCACAGAUGCAGUAAUUUAUGGACAGACGUCUGACAGGAUUCAUCUCUGGACUCGAUUAUCCGCCUGCUUCCUUCUGUCUCUCUCUCUCUUCAGAGCCUGCACCCUUUGCUCUUUCUUUUCUUUUUGUGUUUUUUUAGACUGAUAGAAAGAUGGUUCAAGAAAAUCAUGGUUUUGGUCAUUAAUUUUAUAAAAACAGAUUGAAACAAUUGUCAAAUAAAAAUCUUUGAUAUGAACGAA
Molecule: messenger RNA, 5619 nt
Organism: Poeciliopsis prolifica (blackstripe livebearer)
Lineage: Eukaryota; Metazoa; Chordata; Actinopteri; Cyprinodontiformes; Poeciliidae
Product: exostosin-1b-like
Exons: 11
Coding region: 921-3152 (743 amino acids)
Cellular component (GO): membrane
Molecular function (GO): glycosyltransferase activity
Source: RefSeq, a predicted model, not a curated record